CAUCAGCGUCCCCCACGACAUCUUCCGGCCCCACACCCCUCUCACCCCCUAACUAAAUAUAAUCUAUCCCAUGACCCUCCUCCCCCACCGAUUUUUAUAUUCCCCCUCCACCUCCUCCUCCUCCUCCUCCCUUCCCCUCCGGCGAACUUUCCCAAUAUUAUAUUCUUCUUAUAUUUUUUUGUUAUCAGCUUAUAUUCCUCAGUUCAUGGUGGCGCGCUAUGCCGACGCCGGUUAGUGCCGCGCGGCAGUGCCUCGCCAGCGAUUCUGCUUCCGCCCUCGAUGCAGCAGUCGCCGCCGCUCAUCGGAGAUCCCACGCUCAAACUACCUCCUUACACGUCGUAUUCGCCCUCCUUUCCUCUUCCUCCUCCACUUCCCCUUCACUCCUCCGCGACGCUCUCACUCGCGCUCGCAGUUCAGCAUACUCUCCACGACUCCAGUUCAAAGCCCUCGAUCUCUGCUUCAGCGUCGCGCUUGAUCGUCUUCCCUCUUCUUCGGUUUCCGAGGGAGAUGAGCCUCCGGUCUCCAACUCGCUCAUGGCGGCCAUCAAGCGCUCACAGGCCAACCAGCGCCGCCAUCCGGAUACGUUUCAUUUGUACCAGCAACAGCAAUCGGCGGCGGGGAAUACGUCGCAGGCGUUCGCCGGUGUUAGAGUCGAGCUGCAGCAGCUGGUUCUCGCAAUCCUCGAUGACCCGAUCGUGAGCCGAGUGUUCGGCGAAGCGGGGUUUCGGAGCUGCGAUAUAAGGCUUGCUAUCCUGCGGCCACCGCCACCCACUUCGCUUCCCCCGUGCCGCGCCUUCCUUUGCAAUUUCGCUGCCGGCGAGGGGUAUGGGUUUCACUUUCCCGCGCACUUAGCGGCUGAUAGUGGAGACGAGAAUUGCCGGCGAAUCGCGGAAAUAAUUGUAAGGAACGACGGCGCCGCGCGAAAUCCGAUGUUGGUUGGUGUUGGCGCGGCUGAUGCGGCAGGGGAAUUUGGUCGAACGAUUGAGCAGCAGAAUUGGACGGGGCUGCCUCUGGAGAUUCGAGGUGUGAAGUUUGUGAGCUUUGAGAGGGAGCUUAGCGGCGGGGGUAAGGAGGUGAUUUGUGCGAGGAUGGAGGAGUUGGGAAAGGAGAAGCAUGAUCCUGGGGUUAUUGUGAGCGUCGGUGAUCUGAGCGGUUUGAUGGAAGGGAAUGAGGAUGCCGCUAAUUGCUUGGUUUUGGAGCUGACGAAGCUUCUGGAGUUGCGGCGAGGGAGUUUGUGGGUGAUGGGUUGGUCGGCGAACUACGAGACCUACUUGAAGUUCUUGUCCCGGUACCCAAUGGUUGAUAAGGACUGGAAUUUGCAGUUGCAGCCCAUCACUUCUCACAGAACUGGAAUGGCUGGAUUGCAGGCAAAACCUCCGAGCUUCAUGGACUCAUUUGUCCCUUUCGGCGGGCUAUUUCCACAAGUUUUCAAGCCAAUUGGAACAUUAAACAAUCCAUAUCAGUCAAUGCUUCGUUGCCAGCUUUGUAAUGAGCAGUACGAGAAAGAGGCUACAGUUAUUUUAAAGAGUAAUUCUACUUCACUUGAAGAUCCGCAGAAAGCUGUCUUACCUUCUUGGCUGCAAAAAGCUGAUGUGGUUAGCACCAAAGAAGGAUUUGAAGUCCCGAAGGUUAAAGAUGACAAAAAUGUAUCAAAUGUUAAAAUCAUUGAUUUGCAAAAGAAGUGGAAUGAAUACUGCCAGCAUGUCCAUCCUCGUUCCCAUUUCGUAGAGGCAAAAAAUAACCAGGUGAUUCCACACCUCGUUGGAAUUCCAUAUAUUUCUCAUGCAGCAACUUUCCCCAACACCAUUACAAAUCCUUCGAUACCUAAAACCCAAAACAGCAUAGGAAAUGCUUUCUCUGUAUCAGUGGGCAGCAUACCAAACGUUACGGCCUUCAACAGCCAAAGCAUCUCAGCUCCUUUUGUUGCAGAACCUUCACACAGGGACUUGCAACCUAAUCUUCAUGAAAAACUUUCAAUAAGUGAACCAAUUUUGGCUGGAGGCUUCCAAGCUCGUCAAGCUGCUCCAUCAGAUUUGGGCAUUCAGGACAGCCAUACUUCGCCAUCUUCCGUGACCUGUGUGACGACAGAAUUGGUGUUAGGAGCAGCUAACAACUACUUUUCCUUGGAUGGAAAAUCUUCAGUGGGUUCGUCUCACUGUUAUACACCCAGAAAGAUUAAUGAGCCUAGUCAAUGUGUUUCAAGAGUUGAUUUCCAUGCUUCUUCUCCCCCUCUUCACAAUUGUUCGGCCACAAAUUCUCUUUCUUGUGGAAAAAAUUGGAGCGGUAUCUCUCGUAGCGAGCAACGGAGUGGGGGUUCUCCUAAUAUACUUCAAGAGUUUGAUGCAAGCAAUUAUAAGGCGUUCUACGCAAGCCUAGUAGCGAAAGUUGGUCGGCAAGAAGAAGCGUUGUGGGCAAUUAAAGAAGCCAUUAUUCGUUGCAAAAUGAGAAACGAAAAGCAUCGUGGCCCAAGCCUGCGAGGCCCCAUUUGGCUGAGUUUUCUAGGCCCUGAUCGGGUUGGAAAGAAGAUGGCAGCCAUGGCAUUAGCUGAGUUGAUCUUCGCCUCCAAAGAAGAUUUGAUCUGCCUUGAUCUUGCUUAUGAUGAUGAUAGCUACUGCCAAGGUGGUGUUUUUCACCAAAAAGGUUCAAAGAGCUACAAUGUGAGUAACAGGGGGAAGACAAUUAUUGAUCACAUUGCUAUGGAGAUCAACAAGAAGCCGUUGUCCGUUUUCCUCCUCGAGAAUAUUGACAAGACCGACUUGCUAACUCAAAACAGCUUAUCCAACUCAAUUCGCACUGGCAAGUUCUCCGAUUCUCAUGGGAGGGAAGUAAGCAUCCAAAAUUCCAUCUUUGUAACUACUGCAAAAGAUCUUCCAGCGAAAACUCUCUCCCCCAUAAAAGACAGCAUCAGCUUUCCUGAGGAAAGAAUUUUAGCCGCUCAGCGGCGAAAAAUGAAGAUUAUCAUUGAACCGUUUUCCGAAUCCGAGGCUUUCUGCAGUAAAUCAAUUUCGAAAGUAUCGGUUAUAUCAAGACAAGAAUCCCCUAACAGUGCUGCCCCUCCAUGCACAGUAUUUAUAAGAAAAAGAGAGCUGGAUUUCUCGGCUAAGCACAAAUGUCAGAAUGAAUACUCCCCAUCAAUAAAAAGGCUACAUAGAAGUUCAGGCAUUGAUCUGGACCUGAAUCUUUCUGCCGAAGAACUCGACCAAAAUGAUGACAUCAACAGCGGCAGCGAGAACAAUUCAACAUCGGAGAAUUCUGAAGACUGGUUAGAGGAAUUCCUUAACAUGAUGGAUAAAAACGUGUGCUUCAAGCCAUUUGAUUUUGAUUCCCUUGCUGAUUAUGUACUGAAAGAAAUGAGCAGGGGCUUCUGCAACAAAAUUGGAUCAAAUUAUAUGCUUGAAAUUGAUGAAAAGGUGAUGGAGCAGAUUCUUGCAGCCACAUGGUUGAUGAGAAAUAGGAGUGAUUUGGGUGGUUGGAUUGAACAAGUACUGUGGAAGAGCUUCAGUGAGCUUAAAGAGAGACAUGUGCUCCCAGAUUGUGCUGUUGUGAGAUUAGUUGCUGAUCAGGAUUUCCUCAUGGAGGAGAAUGAACUCGGUAUGUUCCUUCCCUCAAAAAUUAUUUUGGAAUGAGCUGAACAGAUAGGUGUAAUUAGUUGUAAUUAUGUAUAAUCUGGUAUUAGCGUUUAUGAUGAUGUAUUAGAAUUGUUAUCAUUUUGGUCUUUAGUUGCUUUCUUGA
Molecule: messenger RNA, 3732 nt
Organism: Phalaenopsis equestris
Lineage: Eukaryota; Viridiplantae; Streptophyta; Magnoliopsida; Asparagales; Orchidaceae
Product: protein DWARF 53-LIKE-like
Molecular function (GO): ATP hydrolysis activity; ATP binding
Source: RefSeq, a predicted model, not a curated record